This is a messenger RNA of Girardinichthys multiradiatus, 7701 nucleotides long. It is a transcript of the gene urad, whose product is annotated as ureidoimidazoline (2-oxo-4-hydroxy-4-carboxy-5-) decarboxylase. The transcript is spliced from 2 exons. The coding region runs from base 6849 to 7373 and encodes 174 amino acids. Gene Ontology annotation, biological process: allantoin metabolic process. The record is from RefSeq and is a predicted model, not a curated record. NCBI's taxonomy places the organism in Eukaryota, Metazoa, Chordata, Actinopteri, Cyprinodontiformes, Goodeidae. Gene Ontology annotation, molecular function: carboxy-lyase activity.
UGUACAUUUCAUCUAAAUUCAAACAAAUCUUUACAGCUUUAAACAGUUUUAGAGCAGGGGUUGGAAUAUCGAAUAUUCAUAAAUAUUUGUAAGGAAAACAUGGAGCCAGGAGAUCAGACUGAUGAACUGAUCAUUGUUAGUGUGAGCACCUCUAUAAAAGCAGUUUUGGUUGUUUGCUGGAGCAGACAGGUUUGUGUUAAAAAAGGGAAAUAUCGGUGUGGAUAAAUGCGAUUUUACGGUGACAGGCAAGUUGACAAAAUAUCAUAGAAUUCGUCACACUGAGCUCUCCGGAUUUACAGGAUCUGAAGCACGAAGCUGCAGGUGUCCUCACGUGCCCCAUUAAACUGCUCAACUACUUGUUCGCUCUAAUCUGCAGUCUACUCCAACUCAGGUGACACGGCUGCAGUUCACGUUCGAUCUUACGUUACCAGAUGACUAUGCUAUUUUGCUGGCAAAUAAAUAUAAAAUAAAAUCAACAAGUUAUUCAUGCAGGAUAUAUUUGUAAAUCGGAAUGAUGUUAUUUUAUUGGAGGGGUUAUAUUGACUGGUUAAGAUUUUUGGGGGGUUUCAAACCCCCUCUAACCCCCUUGAAAAUUACGCCCUUGAGUCUACUCCACCUCACAUGACACGGUUGCAGUUCACGUUCGAUCUUAAACGGCCACGUGAUGCGCUCUAGGAAUUUCAACGUAUCGACCACGUUGUAACGUCAGCUGCCCUUUGGCCUGAUUCAACACCUAUGAUAUGCGAGCUGUCUUUUACUGUGACGCAUCAGACUGUGACGUCAGCCCACCUUUGAUGUUAAAGCCUUUCAAUGAAGAGAACGUCAUUUAAGUUCAAUUCUUCCCUUAGUAAAUAACUCUAGUCGGUGGAGAACAGUUCAUUUUGAGAAGAUUUAAGAGAUCAAAAUUCUUUGUUCAUGCAAAGAAUUUCUGUGUUGAAAUUAAGACACAUAUUUGACAACAUGCAUUCUGUUUUAGGAUUUAUUGGAUGUGGGCUGGGAUUUUUUAAUUGCAGUCAUUUCACACAGAAAGCAACAAAUGUUGGAGGUGAAACUAGAUCGCCACUGACACAAACUGAAUUUAAUGCUGACCAGAUCGAUUUACCUGCAUUUGAACUGGAGGAAAUGUUCAGAAACUUUAGAAACGACAGGCUUCGUUAGAGUGCUGUCCCAGCAAAAGGAGCAGCUGAAAAUGCAAUGGGAACCACAGCUGCCAUGGAAAAGAAGGUGGACAAUUUUUCUCUAAACACAGGUGAAGUUUCUGUCUCUACACCAGCUGCAGAAGAGAAAUGUCAAAGAGAUAUACACCCACCUGCAGGUUAUAUAGAAGGCAGAGCCAGAAACGUUGUGAGGGCACCCAGGAUCUUGAUGAACGAUUGCAUGCACACUUUAAGAGGAUCGCCCUGCCUUUACAACAAGCAGCAAGAUCAUCCAUUUAUGACGACCAGGAGGAAUUUGAAUGUACAGAUGCUUAAACAUUUUGGGGCUACCAACUCUUCUCAAACGUACAAAGAACCAGCCAGUGAGGAUCAGUAGAUGCAGAACCAGCAAGUAUCCUUGAAGGACACUCUGGAUCAACUUUUAACUAAGAUUUUCACUUACAUAACAUACAUAACAUACCAAAAGAUGAAGACCUUUCUCCUUCCUGCUGUGAUCAAGAUGGUGUGUUUAAAAGUUAUGCAAAAGCCAAGCAUUGUGACACGGGAGUUUCUGAGACACAUUCUUCCUGUGUAAACCGGGUUGUACACACAGCCAGGAGGGUAAGUGGUACUCUCUCAAACACGGAUCAAACAAAAAACCCAGUUAUUACCUACAAAUCCCAAACGAAUGCUAUGGAGGUCAUUUCAUCUUCUUCUAAAGUAGGUGGAAAUUCUGGAGAGCUGGAGUACCAGCAAACUGCAGCAGAGACUAGGAACCAGAGGGACGAGCUCCAACAAAAAUUUGACAGGCUGACUUUGAUACAAAAGGGACAUCUGAAACAAGGGAAGCUGGUAAACAAGUUCCUUUCUAACCUUUUGUGUGCUUCUCUUUUUCUGGUUCAGCCUCAAAGAGACAGAGACAAUGAUGACCAGCAAAUAUCCAGGGGCAAAAUCGAACCAGAACCUCAGAAACACCAUUUUAUUGGUCAGAUCUUGACAUGACCACGAAGGAUUUUCAGAUAUGCUGGAGCUACUUUUGGAAGAACCUGCAGAAUAAUGUUACAAUUUUUACACCAACCCAGAGGAGCAGUUGUGUCUGCAUUACAAACAACCAGAACCAGAAUUGCAGGUUUCUUCAACACAGCUCAAAGAAGAAUCAGAAAUGCUUUGCUUGGUUUAGAAACUGGCUUGCCAAACAAAAAAGGUGCUGUUUAAAAAAAUAUGUCAAUUUCCUUUUUUUUACUGAUUAUAUUGUGUAUGGAUAUUAUCGUUUAAUUAUCAGGUAUUUUACUUAAUCUGAUUUUGUUUCUGUGUGUAUUUUUGACAAUUGCCUUGCUGUUAUUAUGUUUUAAGGUUUUGUAUUCUUCAGUUCAUUCCCUGUGUCCAUUACCGUUUUUUGUUAGUUUAUUCUUUUGUUUAGACUCAUGAUUUGCUUUACUGUUGAUUGAUAACAGUGGUUAUCAAUCAACCACUGGUGUAGGUUUGUAGUUAUUGUUAUUUGUUAUUAAGUCCAAUAGAUUUCCCAAUUUACCCAAUAAUCCUUUGUGUUUUGUUAAGUUCCUUAGUUCUACAUCUUUCAUACCUAUUUCUAGGCUUUUCCAUUUAUAAACAUGUUCAUCAUUACACCAGUAUAUCAGAGGUCUAAUUUGUGCGACAUAAAAACAUUCUUUGAGAGCUGGUCGAACCAAACCUCCUUUAUCCUUUGGGAGCUGCAGAGUUUUAUAUUUAAUCCUGGGUGUCUUCCCUCCCCAUAGGAACCUCGAUAUCCAAUUACCCCAUUUUAUAAAUAGUUUUUGUGGGAUUAAAACAAGAGUCUUGAUGGAAUAUUUAUCUUAAUUGUCUCUGUUCUUGUUCUGAGAUCCAAACCAACACCUGUCCAAGUCUUCUCUAAUACGCUGGUUUAUAUUUGUGCUCUCUGUAUCUAGAGCAUAUCUAUUCUUUUUGUGAGACUCACCCCUAAAUAUUUUAUAUACUUUUCAAUUCAUAUAUAUAUAUAUAUAUAUAUCCUAAUAUAUGAUAUAUAUAUAUAUAUAUCAUCUGCAUAUAACCCUAUCUUGUGCUAUUUUAACUACUUUUACACCAUCUUGUCUGAUCAUCUGAGUUAAUGGCUAGUUUUUCCCCUUUCUAGAUGGAUUCCUCCUGUCAGGUUACCAGUUAUUUUAUUCCUUGCUUCUGGUUUGUGAUAUAUUGAUUUAAUACAAUUAAUAGAUUUCUCAUUACAUCCAAAUUUUUCCAAUGCCUUCUAUUAUAUGGUCCUGUGCCUCGGUGAUGUCUUGCCGCUGUUGGUGAAAUUUCGUGACAUUCUGCACCACUUUUUGUAUAAUUUUGUCUUUGAAUCUGAUGAAUUCUCUUCUCACCUCUUCUUUAAAUUAAUCUUUGGGUUUUGAGAGGUCCUUCUUAUCGUCUCUUGAGGGUCCGUAAGUCUUUUGUGAUAGUUUUGAUCCCUUCCAACAGUGGGGGAAGCUUAUCAAACAUCUAAUCAGAGCCCAUUCCUCUUUAGGAAGGAUAGCAUGGCUGCAUUUAUAUCAGUGAAAUGUUCUUUAUCAGUACUUCUGCAUUCAGAGAGUUAAUUCCACGUGAUCCAGAUUUAAAUAAAAUGACGUGAAAUCAAGUACAGACUGCUUGGAUAGCGUCGUUCCAUCUCCUUUAUUCUUCGAGCUGCCGUUAGCCUCACCUGGGGUUUGGGCUGCGCCUGCUAACAUCAAAACUGUCAUUCUUGGCGACUAGUUUUGUUGGAGCAUGUGAUUUUGAGAGCUCCUUCAUGAGAUUCAAGUUACUUUGUAGAGAAGACCUUUGUUCCAUGGCAUAAAUGACAUUUCACACACUUAUCUCUUUGAAAGACAAAUAUCUGUAGUUCCACUUUAAAAAGCCCAACCUUUGAAUUAACUGCGCUUUCCUUGCCUAUGUCUGCCUUGUUGUUUAUGUGUGCUCACUGUGCGUAUGUGUUUGCGUGUGAACACCCACCCAAGUCUUUUUCUGGAUGGUUUACCAUGACAACUUUACUCUUCCAAUCAGCAGCACAUGUGUGAUUGUUUUCUCCCAGUAAAUCAAGGCAACUUCAACUCUCAAGUGUGCUGAAUUAUAGUAACUUACUGCAUAUUCUUGCCAGUAAAGGUAACAGUCUUGUAACAAUGGAAAAAGAAAUUUGCUAGAAUAUCCGUUACUGAAAAAGUAAUGCCGUUAGUAUAACUCUAUGAAAGGUUAUCAUCUGCAGUGGCAACCGGUGCCACCUCAAAUUACACUACCAUUGGAGCUAAACCAGUGUUAGAAAUUGCACUACAUUGGUCCUUUAAAAUAAGGCUUCCUGAAACUUUCAAAAUAAAAGCUGCAAUUUUCCAUAAAUACUAUUAAAUAGUGAAUUUUUAAGCUGAUAAUAACAUACAGAACGAUUUUGAAGUGAAGUCAUCGCUGGCUCUGCUGCAGUUUGCCUACCAGCCUGGUAUCAAGGUGAAUGACGCCAUGAUCUACCUGCUGCACCAAGCUCUGAUCCACCUGGAGAAGCCUGAAAGCAACGUGAGGGUCAUGUUCUUUGAUCUCUCUAGUUCUUAUAAAACCAUCCGACCUAAACUUCUGAGGGACAAGCUGAAGUGGUCAGAAGUGGACGACCACCUGUUCAAGUGGAUACUGGAUUACCCUACUGGCCGCCUGCAGUAUGCGAGAACACGGAACUGGGUCUCUGACAUCAAAUCAGAUAUUGUCCAUUCAAUAUUAAACAGAUGGAUCAAUUGUGCUAGACUGGCAUACUCAAACAAAACCAGUACGCUGGAGGAGUUUUACAGUUUUGUUCACUUAAAAUCAAAAGAACAUUUCUGCUUUCUGUAAUACUGUUUUAUUUUGAAAUCAUGGCUGCAGAUGUACAAGGUGGUUCCAUAACAGUAAAGCACUCUAUCUGUUCUGUUGAAGCUGCAUCUGGUACUACAAAGUGAAGUAACUCCAUGUGGUUCUGAAGACUGGACCCAGUAUCUUUCCUUGUUUUCCAUCUUAGGAAACUUUUCAUCAGAAUUGGGCCAAAAACCUUCCAAGCUCCUGAUAAAUUCAUCAUUUAGAUACUACUAUUAAAUAUUAAUUCCUGAUUAAUUAAAUUCCUCUUUCUGUUACAUUUAGUGUGUAGAUUGAGUAGCAUUAGUGCUUUGUGUUAGGUUUAGAUUCAAUGUUUAUUUGCUUUUUAUACAGUUAAUAAUGAUUAAAAUAAUAUAGAGAAAUACAUUAGAUUCUGUACAUUCUUGUUAACUCUUGAUUUCGUUCAUGUUUUGUCUUUACAUUGAUCUUAAAUAAAUCUUAAACCCUGAGAAUCUUACAGGAAUCUACUUUCUUCUAUUUUUAACAGAGAUUGUUCAAUAGGAACAUUAAACAUUUGUCCUUUGGAUUGAUUUUAAUAGAUUCUGAAACUGAUUUAUGAAGCUUAUGUAGUUUAACACAACACUAGAUUUCCUCAAUGUGCUAUGAAGAUCAUAAAGGCCGAUUACAUGCAUGUUCCACAGGCAAGAGGACAAAAAAUGGAGAAACCUUAAAUAUAAUCAACUGCAGAUUAACACUACUAGAAAGCAAUGCUUUUAUGAAAGGGACAAAAUUAGACUUGACACAGCUGACUUGUCUUUCAGUUGAUCGGUCAUUCACAAUUUUCUUCACAAUUUUGUACUUUAUAUCGUGAGUAAAACACAAAAAUCAUUGAUUAGUAUUGCUGCCCCUGGAACUUUUUAUUUUGUCACAUUACAACUACAAACCUGAGUGUCAAAUUAGAAGGAUUUAUGAGACUAACACAAAGUACUGCAUAAUUGUGAAGUGAGAGGAAAAUAUCACACGGUUUUAAAGUUUUGCUUUAUAAAUAAAAAAUCCGAAAGCCCCUUUUACACAAUAACUGUAAAUAAAACUUAUGCUAAGAAGUUACUUACUUUUGAGUCCACCUAUAUGUAAUUUAAUCUCAGUAUAAAUACUGCUAUCCUGAGAGGGUUUUGUUGGUAAACGUUAGCUAACAAUUAUCAUGAAGACUGAGGAACACACUACACAGGUCAGAUGAGACCUUGAACUUUUUUAGCCUACAUGCAAAAUGCUGUGUUGUGAAAAACACAGUAAACAGUACACAUCAAACAAGGCUACACAGUUUCAAUGGUUACAAACAUAGUGGUGGCAGCACCAUGAUGUGGGGAUACUUUUGUUCAGCAGGGACAUGGAAGCUGGUCAGAGAUAAUGGAAUCCUGGAAGAAAACUUGUUAAAGGCUGCAAAAGACUUGAGCCAAGCUAACAUGUUUAACUUCCAGCAGGACAACAACCCUAAACAUAAAGCCUGAGAUGGAAUGGAAUGGCUCAUAUCUGAGGUCUCCUUCUCCAGUCCUCAAGAGCUACUGUCCAGCAACAUUUAGAUGCAACCUCGCUCCAACACACCCAGGUCAAAUGUCUGAACUACCUCCUCAUCAUUUCGCCCAGCUUUGCGGAUGCCUGGUAAUAAACCAUUUACUUGAUUCAGGUGUGUUGGAGCAGGUGUUUAUUAAAAAAGGCAGGAUAGUAGCUCUUGAGCACUGGAGUUUGAGACCCCUGGUGUGGAUAGUCUUGCAGAUGCUGUCCUGCUCUGUGUUCUUUAGCCGCUAGGUGUCGCCGGAGAUCAGAUUAUUGCCAGUUGAAUGUCCAGCAGUGCGUUAACCUGUUUUGCAAAGCGUUGUCCGAAGGUCAUUAAACACUGCCCAUACAACCACAAAAAAACUGUUCCCACAAAGCAUGGACAUUUCAGCGGUAAAUGCUCUUUCUUAUGAGGAUUUUGUGAAUAUUUUCGGAAACGUGGUGGAGAAAUGUCCUCUUAUAACCGCCGCUGUGUGGACCAGUCGUCCCUUUAUAAGCUUAAAUGCUUUAGAAGCCACAAUUAAUGAAUUCAUCGAUGCUCUCCCAGAGUCCGGUAAAGAGGGGAUCCUCAGAUGUCACCCGGACCUCGCGGGCAGGGAUCUCCACAGCGGCACGUUGACCCGGGAGUCCCGGGAAGAGCAGGCCCGAGCCGGGAUGGACGCUCUGAGCUCAGUCGAGGCCUCGCGGGUGGCGCGACUGAACGAGGAGUACAAGCGGCGCUUCGGCUUCCCGUUUGUCAUCUGCGCGCGGACGACCGACAAGACGCGCAUCUUGCGCGAACUCUCCGAGCGCUGCCAGAACGCGCGCGCGGCGGAAAUGGCGCGCGGCAUCGAGGAGGUGAAGAAGAUCUGCCGCCUGCGUCUCCAAGGCCUGGUGCUCUCUGACGCUCCGAAUAAGUUAUAAAUCUUAGACUGAGGCUCCAAGCUCUUAAUUCUCGGUCCCAGUUUAACCGCACGUGACUGAGAGCUAUGCUAUAACAAUAGUUGUAAAGGUUUUAUUUCAAACUAUGUGAACUGUAUAAUUAAUGUGCACAUGAUUUAAACUUAUAUACACAAGUGGAUGCUGGUAUACGGAAUGUACACAUACAACCUGUUGCCUUUUUGUUUUUUGUCUGAAACUUGAUUUUAAAUUGACAAGCAUAGACAGACAGACAGACAGACAGACAGGCAGGCAGGGGGCACCUGCAAUUGUCUGUACAAGUAAAAACGUAAUAAAGCCAAAUAUGACAAUU